AGAAGAGCAGAAGGGAAACACCUCGAGCAGAGAAGGAGUGAGAGAGAGAGAGAGAGAGAGAGAGAGAGAGAGAGAGAGAGAGAGAGAGAGAGAGAGAGAGAGAGAGAGAAUGUGUGUGAGCGGGAGUACAAAGUGUUUACAGUGAAGGAAAUAAAAGGAGGACUAAAGCAGGAGUUGUGAUAAGAAAGUUGGAUGAAAGUGUGAAAGGAAGAGAAGAGAGGAAGAGGAGAAGAGAGGAAGAGAGGAAGAGGAGAAGAGAGGAAGAGAAGAAGAGGAGAAGAGAGGAAGAGAAGAGAAGAGAUCAUGGGCUGCAUCUUCAGUAAACAGAGAGAAGUCCAGGAACAAGUUGUCCAUCUCACUGAUGGGCCUCAGACACGAGACUGCAACGAGGAUGCAGAGAUCCUCAGCCUCACUGAGGUGGGAACACAGUCAUUCAAAGGGGGAAAGACUGAGAAGAAACACCACUGUUCUGUGUGUAGACAGAUCUUAGACAUUGAUGGAGCCUGUUAUAGAGAAUGCAAGAGUGCAGCUAAUAGUAACCGUGAAACAAAGUCAUCUAAAAGUCAAAGCGACGCUCCUCUCGGGAGUGACAGCGUGGAGAACGUGAUGGAGAACAUCAUGGAGAGCCGUUAUGAUUUCGACCUGAUCUACAUCACGGAGAGGAUCAUCUCUGUUUUCUUCCUCCCAGACCUGGAUGAACAACGUUAUCGCAGAAACCUGAAGGAAGUGGCAGCCAUGUUGAAAUCAAAACACCAGGAGAAGUUUCUGGUCAUAAAUCUAUCUGAGAAACGUCAUGAUAUCUGCAGAUUAAACCCCAAGGUUGAGGAGUUUGGUUGGCCGGAUCUACAUGCCCCGCCCCUGGAUAAGAUAUGCACCGUGUGUAAGACUAUGGAAGGCUGGUUGAAUUCAGACCCCCACAACGUCGUUGUGCUUCACUGCAAGGGGAACCGGGGAAAGACUGGGGUAAUAAUAGCAGCGUACAUGCACUUCAGUAAGAUAUCAGCCAGGAUAGACCACGCUCUCAACACUGUCACCAUGAGGAAGUUCUGUGAGGAUAAAAUCUCCUCGUCUCUACAACCAUCUCAGAACAGAUAUAUUUAUUACUUUUCCGGGCUUCUGUCUGGUGCAAUCAAGAUAAACAGCUCGUCUCUGCUCCUUCAGCAGGUUCAUAUACCGGCUAUAACCAACUAUGAGCCCGGUGAAGUUUAUGCACCGUUCCUGAAGAUCUAUCAGUCUCUGAAACUGGUCUACACCUCAGGAAUAUAUGAAACCAAUGGCUCCAUGAAACAGACGUUGUGCAUUAAAAUAGAGCCGGCACUACUGUUGAAGGGGGACAUCAUGGUGAAGUGUUAUCAUCGGCGCUCAGGUGUGUGUGAAAGAGAGUGUGUGUUUAGAGUGCAGUUUCAUACAUGUACAGUUCAUGGAUCACAGCUUUGGUUUGGAAAGAAAGAGCUGGACCAUGCAUGCACAGAUAAACACUAUCCAGCUGAUGCGACGGUAGAACUUGUGUUCUCUGGCAGUCCAGCGCAAAAGAGAGGAGAGGAGAUUCAAAAGAAGGACCCUAAGGGGAGUCCACAUAUCAGCUGCACAGAUCCUGUAGUGCGCUGGGACUCGUAUGAAAACUUUAAUUUUCAUCACGAGGACAGUAUAGAAGAUAUCUGUCACACUCGUGGCCCACUUGACGGCAGUUUGUACGCCCAAGUGAAGAAGCGGCGCAUACCUGGCUCUGUUUCAAACAACCCACCAGUCAUCAACUCCUCCACUCCCAGUCAAUUACCCAAUAUUAGCUCUGACACAGUUCGUCGUUCCACUCGCUCUGAGCUUGAGGAAUCACCACUUUCUUCAUCUCAUUAUCUUCACCAAAGGGAGGACAAAGAAAGAAAUGGGCAAAGAGAUAAACCAAACGUGAGAGAUAAGGAUCGAGAGACCGCUAUACUAGAUGAUAACGAUUGCUCUCGUCUCCGGGUGGAACGCGCAUGCUGCGGUCGUCCUUAUUCCCACCCUCAUUCAUAUUUUAAUCCUGAUUUGUCCAAAACUCAUCCUCAAAAACUGCAACCCAAACACUACACAUUGCCUUGUACUCGUGCUUCCGCUCUGCCUGUCUGUGAGCCAUGUGGGUCUCAGCCGAACUUUCUGUGGGAGAAAGGCCACUGUCAGCAUCACUGCACUCGGUCAUGUUAUACUUACCCCUCACCAGAAACAUACAGCUAUACUCAUUCUCGUUCUUCACACACACUUCCUGUACAAACUCACCUAUUCUGUACAGGGGAUGCAUACCCUCUGCUCCAUUACUCUCCUCUAGCCCACAACCAUACCCAUAUUCCACCACCUCAGUCUUCCCACCAAUCCCUGCCUUCCAGUCCUUACCAUGAGUUACGCUUCAGCUCAACUUCACCUACUUCCUGCAACUGCAGGGACUGCUUGCGCCUGCGGGAGGAUCUGUCCCACUCUCUCAGAGGGGGCCAACUUGAAAAGCUCCCUUUGCACAGAGAGCCAGGGUUUGGAUAUAGACGGGAGGGGGCUGUGCACUGGACAAGAGAUGGAGAUAUGGAUUCGCAGGACCCAGACUGCUGGCAGCACAGAACAGUUAUGCCACCGAUUAUGUCAUCCUUUGGAUAUGGACAUAGACAUUGCCAUUCUAUCUCUAAACAAGACCAUCCAGUAGGUGGAGCAGAUCCCCGACAAGACCCUUCGUCAAGUCCAUAUCCAAGCCCCCACAGCAGUGGAUACCAUAGCCCCCAUCUACCCUGGCCCUGCUCCCCACCACAUAUUAGAGAUAGUCCUGGCUAUGCUUCCAUGGCUCAGUCUCCAAACUCAUCUCCAUUAGCUCACACACCUUCCCCAAAAAGGACCAGUCUUUCCCAAAAUUACAUUCAGAUCUCCAACUCUGGAAAAGAGCACAAUAUCCUUUCCAACCUCACAGAAGUCUCAGAUAAACGUUCAAAGAUGAAUAUUCCCCAGGAUGUUUCUACAAAGGAAGAUGGUAAUAAUAUCGUUUCUCUGCAAGUCCAAAACAGUGAAGCACCACCGGUAGACACAGAGGAGUUAGUCAAUUGUGAUGUUGCACAUAGAGAUUCUCCUUCUAGCAGCAGUACCUCAUCUGAACUCACCAAAGAGCCACAAGUGUCUGAGGCAAAAAAUCCAGAAGUCACAGAGUCCACAUCCACCCCAAUCCUCAUAAGUAAACCCAGUGAGCCGAGUCAAGCCUCUGAACCACAAGUCACAGCUUUGGAAGUAGAGUCACUUUUGUCUGUCACUCAGGAACAGGGGAAUGCCUCGUUGCCUCCUAAAAAUGAAAAUAUCUCUACAUGCUCAUCAGAAAGAAACUCCUUGUCUGAACUUCUUUUAUUGGGCCCCAUUUCUGAGAAACAGAGCCUUACCCCACCAACCGAUGGGGUAUCAUUCCAUGAGGAUGGAAGUAAUAAUGAUUUGAGAGCUCCCUCCCCAGUGCCGGAUGGCUACAUCACACCCUUGUUCCCUUUGGCAUCAACCAACUACCCCCUGUUGACAGUGCCUCAUCUUCCAUACACUGGUUACACUGCAAUUACCAUUCCUUCUUACCCUCCUCAACCACCUCUCCCUGAAAAACAGCGUGUAAGUCCUUUCCAGGAUUCAUCCACAAGCUCGUCCUCAGUCAGGUCAUCCUUAGCAUCUUCCACCUCUUCUUUUCAGUUUCCAAUUACACUCUUACCUACUGCAGAUACCAGGCAAAAAGGGACUCGAGAGCAAGAAACUUGUGUUAGUGCCAAAUUUGUGCAGGACACCACCAAGUUCUGGUACAAGCCUGGAAUCUCUAGAGAUCAAGCAAUUGCUGUUUUGAAGGAUAAAGAUCCAGGCUAUUUUCUAAUACGGGACAGCAGUUCAUUCCAGGGUGCCUAUGGGCUGGCUCUUAAAGUGGCCACACCCCCCGCUUAUGUCAGCAGCCUUGGCCACACCUCUCACUCACAGGAGCAGCUGGUCAGGCACUUUCUGAUCGAGAGUGGAGCAAAAGGAGUGAAAAUUAAAGGCUGCCAGAACGAAAUGUACUUUGGCUCUCUGUCUGCUCUGGUAUACCAGCACUCCAUCACACCUGUCUCUCUACCCUGUAAACUACACAUCCCAGACAAAGAUCUUGUAGGAGAGCUGCAGGAGUUGCAGAGUGACACCAACACCAGCACGGCUGCAGAACUGCUCAAACAGGGAGCUGCCUGCAAUGUUCUCUACAUAAACUCUGUGGACACUGAGUCUCUGACUGGUCCACAAGCCAUCUCCAGAGCUGUGAAGUGCACUCGGGCUCAGAAACCCUGCCCUUCAGCAACUGCAGUCCACUUCAAAGUGUCGAGUCAGGGCAUCACCCUUACAGACAAUCAACGCAGACUGUUCUUCAGGAGACAUUAUCCGAUCCACAGUGUUAUAUUCAGCUGUUUGGCUCCAGAGGAUCAAAGGUGGACUGCUGCUGAAAAUUCCUCCAACAGGAUGUUUGGGUUCGUAGCGAGACGCAGUGGGAGCAGUUUGGGAAACGUGUGUCACCUGUUUGCAGAACUGGAUCCCGAGCAGCCGGCGACGGCCAUCAUCAACUUCAUCAAUAAAGUCAUGCUGGGACCACAUCAUAUACACAAGUGAGGGAAGGGAGGGGAGGGGAAGGGAAGGGAGGAGAAGGGAGGGGAAGGAAAGGGAAGUUUUUUGUUCUGUUUUGUUUUUUUAUUUUGUUUAUCAUUAAAUUAAAUAAUACUGAAUUACAGUAAAUUGAAAAAUAUUGACUUGAUCAUCCAGUUCAUUAAAACUGCACUGUGUUAUUUACUGAAAUUAAUUUAUAAUAAAUUCAUAAUAUAAAUUUCAAAGGUUAUAUAAUUCUGUGUUUCUAAUUAUAUUCCCUUUCUCAUAUUCAUGUUUUAUAAUAAUUCUUUGUAUUUUUUUUCUGGAAAAUAUCAUUUCCCCUCUGAUUUGAGUUCCUGUUUUAUUGUUGAAGAAGAAAAUUCUUCUUUUAAAUUUUAUAUUUUAAUUUAUUUUAGUUCAUAAUUUAAUAGCUCCUUAUACGGUAUCUGUGUCAAAUAAAGUGUAUUAAACGAGUUUCUCACACUCCUGUCAUAUUCCGUCAUCUACAUUUCCCAGCGUGCAAAAAGCCGUGCGAUCAGAUCAGUGUCCUUCUGUUGAAAUAUUAUUUUGUCACUUCAUUUAUUUCCUGAAUUCAUAAAUAUUCUGUAAAAAAAAACUGUAAUAAAAUAAAAACUGUGUUCUCUUUAUACUGUUUUAUUAAAACACAU
Messenger RNA from Tachysurus fulvidraco (yellow catfish), 5243 nucleotides. It is a transcript of the gene tns2b, whose product is annotated as tensin 2b. Gene Ontology annotation, molecular function: protein binding; protein tyrosine phosphatase activity. Gene Ontology annotation, biological process: peptidyl-tyrosine dephosphorylation. The transcript has 25 exons. The coding region runs from base 304 to 4602 and encodes 1432 amino acids. The record is from RefSeq and is a predicted model, not a curated record. Lineage: Eukaryota; Metazoa; Chordata; Actinopteri; Siluriformes; Bagridae.